CUGUGACCUGGUCACAAAGUACCUUCCGCAGUCCUUUAAGGUGGCAUCACUACAUUAUUCCCUGUAGCCCACCUUCAGGUCCGCUCCACACUGGCUCUCUCGACUGUAUUUUCUUCCUUUAUUCAUCAGUGAUGUAUGUUCAGGAUCUAAUUAAUUGUGGAUAUGAGGCAGGGUCAAGAGGACAAAGGAACAGGGCCUUUACCUUCUACAUAGCUCCCCUGUUUCAUCCAAGGAGGUUAAGUAUUGAUUUUUAUCAAUUUUCUCCUCAACUGUGAAUACAAUAAACUGAAAGCAUUUCAGGGAGAAGCUGGAGAGCACCUUCUCUUAGCUGCACUCCACCUUAAGGCUGAAGCUGGAUUUGUUUACUGUUUCUCCUGGGGGCAGGGGCAGUUGAGAAAUAACCAAAUAGUCUGCCAAGCCAGGGUCAACCCUCCAGGCCACAGGUUGAGCAAAUGCUACAGCCAUGGACAGGGAGACACUCCUCAUGAAGGGGUGGUCCUCAUCCUUUCAGAUCAACUUCCUGCUGGAGGCUCCACCCUCACCACGUCCCUCCCUCUUCUCUCAUCUGGAGUCACCUUUCGGGAUUUUGGAGUUGAGCACCAUGGGGACUCCAAAUGAUCAGGCAGUGCUGCAGGCCAUCUUCAACCCUGACACCCCAUUUGGAGACAUUGUUGGAUCGGACCUCGGAGAGGAAGCAGAAAAGGAAGAACGAGAAGCAGAUGAAGUUUUCCCUCAAGCACAGCUGGAACAGUCCAAGGCCCUGGAGCUGCAGGGGGUGAUGGCAGCAGAGGUUGGGGACCUCAGCACAGCCCUGGAGAGGUUUGGCCAAGCCAUCUGCCUGCUGCCUGAGAGGGCUUCAGCGUACAACAACCGUGCCCAGGCCCGGCGACUCCAGGGAGACGUGGCAGGCGCCCUGGAGGAUCUGGAACGCGCGGUGGAGCUGAGCGGCGGCCGGGGCCGCGCCGCCCGCCAGAGCUUUGUGCAGCGCGGACUCCUGGCGCGGCUGCAGGGCCGAGACGACGACGCCCGCAGGGACUUCGAGAGGGCGGCACGGCUGGGCAGCCCCUUCGCGCGGCGCCAGCUGGUGCUGCUCAACCCCUACGCCGCGCUGUGCAACCGCAUGCUGGCCGACAUGAUGGGGCAGCUGCGCCGCCCCCGCGACAGCCGCUGAGCGCCGCGGACCCGGGACGGGGCCCUGAACCAAUAAAGCCGUCGGGCCUCACCGAC
Molecule: messenger RNA, 1227 nt
Organism: Pongo pygmaeus (Bornean orangutan)
Lineage: Eukaryota; Metazoa; Chordata; Mammalia; Primates; Hominidae
Gene: TTC36
Product: tetratricopeptide repeat domain 36
Exons: 3
Coding region: 464-1171 (235 amino acids)
Molecular function (GO): protein binding
Source: RefSeq, a predicted model, not a curated record